AUAACGUUUCAAAUACUGCUGCAGGUUUACUAAAACAUGUCAUCCUGGCAUCCUCUAUCUCCACUCACUCGAUUCGGACCCGACACCUGCUGACGUGCCGAUGUCGCAGCAUCUCGAAUCGUUUGCGAGGGCGUUUCCUGACAACUUCACGGUUCCGUCACGCGUUUAUGUGGUGCCUACGAGCAAGUCGGACUCUACUCUUCCCAGUGAAACGCUUAGCCAACGGUUGUCAAAGCUCAAAACUAUGGCGGAAUCGUUGAAGGGUAACGGGAACCGUGAUUGGCACGCAUCUGUAUUCCCAGGAGUCUUCAAAGGGCAGCCUGAAAUAGCUUGGAGUGCAGCACUGAUGCUCCUCAAGGAUAUAGCUAAGACUCAGGUAAAAGAGCCCAUUCCCCUCCCGAUGGAACCUACCUUAAAGCGUAUGACCCCACAAUUCCCAGAUGGUCGUUUAGCUGUGAAAGAUCUUGCCGAUCACCUUAUCAAAAAAUUCAGGGGAAAGGAAAGGAAAGGGGAUUUGGAUGCGAUGAUCAUGCUCGGGCGAACUGCAUUGGGAUGCAUUCCAGCAGAAUACCUACAAUGCCAUUAUGCCCUCAUCAACCUCGCCGAUCUCGUUUCCGAACGGUUCGAGAAGGAAGGAGUGAAAGAGGAUUUAGACAAAGUAAUCAUGAUAAGACGCGCCGCGUCUAAUUACAUAGUCCCAAACAACUCACAGAGAGAAAGACUUCUUCUCGAACUCGAAGACUGCCUUUAUCAACGCUUCAGGAGGGAGGAUUCCAUAGUGGAUCUAGAAGAGAUCAUAUCUCUUCGCCGGGCUGCAUUGGAACACACUCCUCUGCCGGAUCGAUGCAGACGUCUUCUCAAUCUCGCUGAUUCCCUUCAGGAAAAGUUCCAAAAACAACGUUUGGUGGACGAUAUCGAUGAGGCCAUUAGGCUCGCCCGUACCGCGUCGGAGCUGUGCCGUCCAGGGCACCCUGAUCAACCGCUGUCUCAGGGGUGUCUUGCACGUUGCCUCAGAGCGAAGGUUAGAACGGAGGGUGCCCGAGGUCGCCCAAAGGGAGCCCAGAUUGAUCCUUCAUCUUCCGGUUCUUCCGAUAUCAAGCAUUUCAUCAAAAAGGUUUUUUUCGAAACAGUUGAAAACCUUCCGCCGCACCUGCUACAUACACCGACAGGCGUCAUGUGCAACCGAGAUGCCCAGCUAUCCCAUUUCGAGAGUAGUCCUUAUUACGAGCGGCUCCUAUUGUCAGCGUCUUCGCUCACCAGGCAGCAGCUCCAAACGGAGAUCAAUAGUACGGUUACAGACUUCUUUCCAAUUGCCAUGCUAUCCCACAGGUGGGGGAACGGUGAACCCUUACUACGCGAAAUUGAAGGCAAAAAGAUCUAUGACUUGCGUGGCACGGACGGUCUGGAAAAGCUCCAAGAUUUCUGCCUGCUUGCUCUCGAACGUAAUUUCCAGUGGGCAUGGAGCGAUACGUGUUGUAUCGACAAAGAUAGCAGCGCUGAAUUACAGGAAGCGAUUGGGUCGAUGUUUUCUUGGUACCGCCAGUCAUCCGUGACGAUUGUGUACCUUUCCGAUGUCUUCGAAGCCGAUACGCUUGCCGAUAGUGUCUGGUUUACACGGGGCUGGACACUUCAAGAACUGUUGGCUUCACACACCGUCUUCUUCUAUAUGUAUGACUGGUCACUCUACACGAAGGGUGACACCGCGAACCACAAAAAAGAUCCUACCGUGCUCGAAGAACUCCAGAGGGCAACGGGAGUAGCGAAACAGCACCUUACUGAUUUCGAUCCAGGCAUGGAUGACGCGCGAACCAGACUCCACUGGGCGUCAGGCCGUAGUACCACUCGACCAGAAGAUAUUGCCUACUCACUUUUUGGAAUCUUCAAGGUUCACUUGCCAGUCCUCUAUGGCGAAUCGGUGGAGAACGCGCUCGGACGUCUCCUGGCAGAGAUCAUCUCACGUUCUGGAGACAUUUCGGUUCUGGAUUGGGUCGGGGAGGCAUCAUCGUUCAAUAGCUGCUUCCCUGCCAGCCUCGUUCCGUAUCAAACGGUACCCCACAUCCAGCCGAUCCCUAACGACCCUGCUAUACGCAAUGGUCUGGAUCUUGAAAAGACACAGAAAUUGUACUGUAAACUUGCAGCGUUACCACGCGCCGGAUUUGUCAAUAACAGGCUUACAUUGCCAUCCAUCAUCCACCCAAUCACAGCAGUCAGACUACAAAGUUCCUCGACUAGCCCCUCACAUCACACAUACGAGAUCCACGCAUCGCGCCUGACGCCCCUCGAGGUCACACUGUCGGUCAACCUUGACAAGAGUGCCGAUAGAUAUAUGCUUGCUCGUCCUUGGCAUCCAAAAUCGCUCCCAAUGCAAAUCGGUGGGGAUGACGAUGCUGUGUGGGGGCCGUUGGAACAGCUGAAGCAACCAUUCAACGCAUUUCUGCUCGAGAAGUUGCGUCACAACGAGUACAAGAGAAUUGCAAGCGACUGUAUAAUUACCGCUUGUGUUCAGGACCUGGCCGGCAUCUUAGAUACUGAAGUGCUGGUACCGGAGAUUGUAUAGGUCGUACUCGUGACGCACUUUCCUACCGCACCUCUUCAUGUUUUGGCUUCGUGUGUCCCCAUUUGAUAUCUGUGCCAACAUUGUAUUUUAGUACCCGAUCAGAAGUACAUACGUACGUGCUUAUGCGGAUUUGAAUGGUUUCGUAGUAGAGCCACUAACCCAACGCAGCUUCGUCGAAAACGAUAUUGGGCGGCUUUGGCGGUUCUUGACCAUGCCUCACAUAUCGAGACGGAACACCAUAGGCAGGUUGAUCCCCGACUCAGCCCACGCAGCCAUUUAACGUGGAUUGCUCAUCAUACUCCACGUCAUAUAUGC
Pisolithus orientalis is the source of this 2872-nucleotide messenger RNA. RefSeq lists its product as uncharacterized. The record is from RefSeq and is a predicted model, not a curated record. The transcript has 2 exons. The coding region runs from base 101 to 2557 and encodes 818 amino acids. Lineage: Eukaryota; Fungi; Basidiomycota; Agaricomycetes; Boletales; Pisolithaceae. Gene Ontology annotation, molecular function: protein binding.